UUUUGACCAUUUUAAUUUACACUUUCUGAAAUCGUCUCUAAUCUGUGUCAAACCUCAAUCGAAUCUAAAAAUUGAUUUCUGAUUUUGUAAUUUCUAUGUUUGAUAUUGGGUGUCGGGUUGACGGGUCGUUGUAACAUUUGACUUGGCGCCUGUUUUGAAAACAAGUUUAAAUAGUAUCAUAUCGUUUAAGGAAAAAUUCAUCUAAAUAUAAUACUGAAAAUGAAGAAGAUAAUUAUAUUUUUUUUAUUUAUAUUGAAAAGUAUACAAGCUGAACCAUUACCAAUUGUGUUGUGGCAUGGAAUGGGAGACACAUGCUGUUUUUCAUUUAGCUUAGGAUCAUUCAAAGCAUUUCUUGAAGACCAAAUCCCAGGUGUUUAUGUAAAGUCUCUUAUGAUUGGUGACUCCAUUAUAGAAGAUAUGGAAAAUGGUUAUUUCAUGUAUCCAAAUAAACAAGUUGAUUAUGUAUGUGACAAGCUCUCUAAGGACCAAAAAUUACACCAGGGUUUUAAUGCCAUUGGAUUUUCUCAAGGAUGUCAGUUCUUCCGCGCAGUAAUUCAAAGAUGCGGCGACAAGAUACCAGCGGUAAAGAAUUUCAUCAGCCUCGGAGGUCAGCACCAAGGAGUGUAUGGUCUGCCUCACUGUGGUGCUCUCCAGCAUCAGACGUGUGACUAUAUUAGGAAAUUGCUCAACUAUGGUGCUUAUUACAGUUGGCUCCAGAAGUCCUUAGUACAAGCGACCUACUGGCACGACCCGUUAAACGAAGAGAAGUACAAAAAAUACAGUGAAUUCUUGUCUGAUAUCAACAAUGAAGUUGACAUAAAUCAUACGUAUAUUGACAAUUUAAGUCGGCUAGAACAUUUUGUUAUGGUCAAGUUCGAUAAUGACACAAUUGUUCAACCCAAAGAGACUGAAUGGUUCGGGUUCUAUGCGCCUGGGCAGGCCAAAAAAUUGAUUACCUUGCAAGAAUCAGAUUUGUAUCUUAAUGAUCGCUUGGGCCUGCAGAAAAUGGAUAACGCUGGAAAAUUGGUAUUUCUCUCAGUACCAGGCGAUCACAUAAAAUUUUCUGAAGAUUGGUUUUUGGAAAGCAUUCUGACUCCGUACCUUGCUUAGAUCAUUCUUAUUAAGUGUUUAUAAAGUAAAACAAUUUACAUUUUAGACUAACAUUAUAGAAUCUCAAAGAGAAUUGUUAUAUUAAUAAAAAAUUUACUCCCAAAA
Molecule: messenger RNA, 1215 nt
Organism: Pieris brassicae (large cabbage white)
Lineage: Eukaryota; Metazoa; Arthropoda; Insecta; Lepidoptera; Pieridae
Gene: Ppt1
Product: palmitoyl-protein thioesterase 1
Exons: 6
Coding region: 220-1110 (296 amino acids)
Biological process (GO): protein depalmitoylation; receptor-mediated endocytosis
Cellular component (GO): lysosome
Molecular function (GO): palmitoyl-(protein) hydrolase activity
Source: RefSeq, a predicted model, not a curated record